AUGAACUCUUCCGAGAAAGAUCCCCAAGUACCGGAUGGACCACCGGCUUAUUCCACAAUGCAAGGCCCACUCCCACCGGUGACCACAUCUCGUUGUUGUGGAAGCACACCGAAUCAAAAGAGAAAGUUUUGGACAGCAGCUCAUGGCGUCUACGUGGUCGUGCUUGCUUCAGGAAUGCUUACAUGGGGAGGAAUGGAAAUCUCGAGACAAGUUAACACAAAUCUCGAUCGUCCGAUGUUCGCAAACGGUGGGAUUCUCGUAUACUUCCUCGGCACAAUGAUUUUUCAGUUUGUAAUGCUUUCAAUGACCGUUGUCGGGAUCAGUGCCAUCUAUUCCGACAAUCUUCGCCGUCUUCGUGGGUACACAAUUUUUGUGAAUUGUUUGAUGGCUGGUACACUGGGUUCAAUCGCGGGAAUCGUUCAGAAUUUCCAUGUCUCAUGGCCUAUUCUCAUUCUUCUCGUCAAUGUUGUGAUUGAAUGCAUUGUUAUGAUUGUUCUCUUGAUUCAACAACGUCGAUCAAUUGCUCACAAUCCAUCACAAUAU
Mesorhabditis belari is the source of this 543-nucleotide messenger RNA. Lineage: Eukaryota; Metazoa; Nematoda; Chromadorea; Rhabditida; Rhabditidae. The record is from the annotation of a GenBank genome assembly.